UGCUGUGUGAGGUACCCCACCACAAGCUCUGAAAUUGUUCAUAGUUCCUAUUAUUUUAUAUGUCUUGACACAUUUAGUUUUGGUUUUAGGAUUACGGACCGGUAGACUGGGAAGUAAUGCGAAACAAACUAGUAUUGGUUGGCUGCCUGAAUGGUGGUGUAGUUGCUGUCUUCUGCCUCAUACUAGGCGGUUGUUCUCGUUAUGUUACCAGCCUUCCUACCUCCUUUCGUGACCAUGACAAAUUUUGGCCAAUGGAUACGUGGAACAUGGAAAGAAGUUCUGAGGGAAAUGAUUCCGAAUCACACUCCGAUUUACCCAUUAUUGAGUCUAACGAUUCAAAUAAUUUUGACAAUCCACCAUUGCUACGAAAGAAAUUCGAAGCUUCUACUUUAAAAAUCGGCGAGGAGCUUCCAGAGAACCAAGAUGAACUUCAUGUGGAUACUUUAGGAACUGAAGGAACUUCGGAGUUCCAAGAGAGUGAAAAUAUAACUCAAUUAUCAAGACUACAAGUCGAAAAUUUGGCCUCAGAUGCUGCUUCGCCCUGGAGCUCACAAUUGAACGUCAGUCAAGAAAAGCAGCAAAUUAGAGACAAAAAAUUUGCUAUUAAAUUCAUGCAGCAGUUUGGCUACGUGCCUGAGAGCGACUCGACGACCGGGUUUCUCUUCACCCCACAAGGCAUGAAAGAUUCCAUCAGAGAAGUUCAGAAGUUUGGCGAUCUUCCGCAAACUGGAGAACUGGACGAACUAACGAUUCAGCUGAUGAAGUCCCCGCGUUGCGGGGUGCCGGACGUGGCCCCACCCUCCAAGGAAGGAGGCCCUCGGGGAGGCCUGACGACGCUGGGGCAGAAGGGCGUUGUCGUGUCGAGGGGCAACGAGAGCGCACGAGGUCGGCCGAGGCGAUACGUCCUGGGGGGCGGUGGCUGGAACACGCGAACCAUCACCUACCAUGUGGAGAAUUACUCAUCCAAGCUGAACAACAUGGAGAGCGUGAUCGAGGAGCUUCGUAAAGCCUUCGACGUGUGGAGUGCGUACGCUCGACUCAACUUCACUCACGUACCCGACCGUGACGCUGACAUAAUCAUAUUCUUCGCCGAGUACGAUCACUACGACGGAUAUCCAUUCGACGGACAGGGGGGAACGCUCGCGCAUGCGUACUAUCCGUACGAGUCCGGCCAUUACGGAGGCGACAUUCAUUUCGAUGAGAGUGAACAAUGGGCAAUUAACCCAAAAGACGAGUAUUCAGGCUUGGACUUCUUCACUGUAGCGGUACACGAGAUCGGCCACUCCUUGGGUCUCGCCCACAGCUACGUACGUUCUUCCAUUAUGUUCCCGUACUACAAGGGCAACUCCGAACACUUUGCCCUCGACCAUGACGACGUUAUGGGAAUGUACGAGCUCUAUAUUCAACGGCACUUGCCCGGAGAUGAUGAAUAUUUCAACCAGCAUCACAGUGAUGAUACCACUGCCUCUGCGCCAACCACAACGUCUACCACGCCACGUACAACAACAACAACAUUGUCGGUAGAUGGCACCCAAAACGACGCUGGAUCUUCCGGCGACUACGACAGCGUUGACGGAACUAUCGAAGAUGACGGUAAGAUCGGAUCCAGUGAGCAGCUGGAACCAGACGAUGGAAACGAUGAUCCAUAUGACGGAGAAACAAAUUGUAGUGUAGAAAACGAUAUUAAUCACUGUGCCGGCGAAGAACCGAAUCUUGAUUAUAGUGACACUAACGGUCAUCUUGAGGAAACUGCACUAACCCCUGCUUCUACUAACGAUGAUACUAACAACACUACCAUUCUGUACCACGGAGAUUCCAUGUCCGUUGAUGAAUACCAUCGGAUCCUCAAUGAGCAAGAUUCUCAUCAGAGUCCAUCUUUAUUCCCAACAGAAGAAGAAAUUCGCAGGAAGCAUUACGACGAAGAAGAAAGAAAUAGACGAGAGGAAGAGGAACGUCGACGAGAGGAAGAGGAACGUCAGCGAGAUGAAGAACAAAAGUGGUACGAAGAAGAAGUAAGGAGAGCAGAAGAAGAAGAAAAGAAACGAGAAGAUGAAAGAAAGGCUUAUGAAGAAGAAGUCAGGCAGAUUGAAGAGGAAGCAUUGAGACAAUAUCAAGAAAUGCUUGCGAGGAGAAAAGAAGAACAACGAAAAAGCGAGGAGAAGUGGCGAAAGGAGCAAGAAGAACGAGCAAGGCGUGAAGACGAGGAAAUAAAGCGAGCAUACGAAGAAGAAAUACGAAGAUACGAAGAGGACUUACAACGAAGAAGACAAAAUAACGCUGAGAGAGAAAAUAUUUCAACAACAGAAGAAAAUCCAUCGGACCCAUGGCUGUCUGAUGGCUGGUUGCAGGGCAACUCAUCUGUUGACGCUAACAUCCCUAACAUUUGUAGAGGAAAUUUUGACGCCGUGGCUAACAUCAGAAACGAUCUCUUCAUGUUCAAGGGAGAGUACAUGUGGCGCUUCCAAAGCCGGGGCGUGCUGAGGUCAGGGUACCCGGCACCCAUUAGCGCUCUCUUCGCUGCCCUUCCUGCCUGGACGAAACAUAUCGACGCGGCGUACCAGCGACGCAACGACAGCGUCAUCAUCUUCUUUGUGGGCAAUAACUUCUUCGAGCUCCGAGGUCUGGAGAAAAAUUUGUCACGUGGCCGACCUCUCACAGACUUGGGCUUGCCAUCUAGCGUGACGCAACUUGACGCUGCUUUCUUUUGGCCCAAAAACAAUAAAGUUUACUUCUUUAGGCUAACCGUGUCGUACUUCUUCAAGGACGAUCAGUUCUGGGAGUACGACAACGAGAACGUUCGGCCAGUCGAAGGCUAUCCUCAGCUCAUCAACGAUUAUUGGUUCCAUGAUUGCUGA
This is a messenger RNA of Hyalella azteca, 2855 nucleotides long. Its product is annotated as matrix metalloproteinase-2. Gene Ontology annotation, molecular function: zinc ion binding; metalloendopeptidase activity. Gene Ontology annotation, biological process: proteolysis; collagen catabolic process; extracellular matrix organization. The transcript is spliced from 12 exons. NCBI's taxonomy places the organism in Eukaryota, Metazoa, Arthropoda, Malacostraca, Amphipoda, Hyalellidae. The coding region runs from base 117 to 2855 and encodes 912 amino acids. The record is from RefSeq and is a predicted model, not a curated record. Gene Ontology annotation, cellular component: extracellular matrix.